UAAAGAGAAUGAGGAAGAGUUUAGAACAAGUGAGAGAGAGAGAGAGAGAGAGAGAGAGAAGUGGCACUUGACAGAUAGAGAGAGAAGUGAAACUUGUCUCGUGAAGCAGCAGGUGAGGGCAAAGAUAAAACGAUAAGAGAAAAAAAAAUUAAAGCUCUUUCCUUUCUCUUCUUAUCCUCUCUCUAGUCUGUAAGCUAAACCCCCUCUCCUUUCCUUUCAUUUCCCUUCCCUCCUUCUUUCCCUCCCUCAACACUCGCAUUCAUUCUUUGCUUCCCCCUUUUAUAUCACGAGAUCCCCAUCUCUUUUCCUUUCUCUCUCUGUCUCUCUGUGAUGUCUUCUUCAGAGACAUUUCUGGGUUUGUGUUUUGUUACAUCGCUCGUCUACUACUCGGUGUUUCUUUCUUUGGUCUCCUAUUCCCAUUCACAGACAUUGCUUACAGCAAUAAGAAUAGUGCUUUGAGAACUAGCUGGGGAGGGGAUAUCAGAGGCUGAGAUACAAAGAGAGGGCGAAAGAUACAGAUAGAAUUCACUUAGAGCUUUCAUUUUGUUUGGUUGCUGAGAAAAUGUCGCAUUCCAGGAAGCCCACUGGGGACCUGGGGCUCGACUCGCUAACCGAUCAGCUCCGUGACUCUCUUUGUUCUAUCGAGGCCAAUAAGCCUGAUUUCCGUGAACUCGAUCUGGGCUCUCCCGUUUCUCCUCUCCGAACUCGUGGACUUAAUGCUACCGCCACCACUGCUACUACGACAACUACAACCAGCUCCAGUUCUAGCUCCUCUGGAUCGGUAUCCGGCAGCCGAAAUGGGCACAACCCAGUUCUUAAAUCUGGUCAUUCCGGUGAGCUUUACAACUCCAGCGAAACCAGUCCUACAACGCCUCGCAGAAAUUCCACAUCUGUUACCCCCAGAUCCGACUCGUUAAUCUACUCGGGUGGCGGCAAUCAGAGCUCGGUGAACUCUCCAGCACCUGUUAAUGUACUUCCCACCGGGAACAUCUGCCCGUCGGGAAGAAUCUUGAAAACAGGUAUGGCAAUGAGCAAUCGGAGUUCCAAGACGGACGUUUUAGGAUCGGGGACAGGAAAUUACGGACACGGGAGCAUAAUGCGGGGUGGAGGAACGACGAAAUGCUGUAAUUUGGAUGCGGGAAAUUCGGUGGGUAGCUGUAGUACUGUCCGUGGAAAUGUUGGUGGCGCAAGGAUUGGGGGUAUGGAUCCGGAGGAGGUGAAGAGGGCCGGGAAUGAAAUGUAUAAGAAGGGCCAUUUUGGGGAAGCAUUAGCCUUGUAUGACAAGGCUAUUGCCAUGGCGCCGGGGAAAGCAGCGUACAGAAGUAACCGGGCGGCGGCUUUAAUGGGUAUGGGAAGAGUGGCAGAGGCAGUGAGAGAGUGUGAGGAGGCGGUGAGGCUGGAUCCUAAUUAUUGGAGGGCACAUCAGAGGUUGGGAUCUUUGUUUAUUAGGUUAGGACAGGUAGAGAAUGCCAGGAGGCACCUAUGCUUUCCAGGGCUUCAUCCAGAUUCUUCUGAAUUGCAGAAGUUGCAGUUAGUAGAGAGGCAUCUAAACAAAUGUUCAGAUGCCCGAAAGGUUAAUGAUUGGAAAAAUGUGUUAAGGGAAAGUGAAGCUACUAUUGCCGCUGGAGCUGACUAUUCUCCUCAGCUCUGUAUGUGUAGAGCUGAAGCUCUUUUGAAGCUCCACCAACUCGAAAAUGCUGAAUCAUGCUUAUCAAAUAUUCCAAAAUUAGAACCAUAUAGCAACUCUUGCUCACAGAGCAGGGUUUUUGGGAUGCUUUCUGAAGCUUACACUUUCUUAGUUAGAGCACAGAUUGAGAUGUCAAUGGGAAGGUUUGAUAAUGCACUUACAGCUGCUGAGAAAGCUGGACAGAUUGAUCCACGGAAUGUUGAAGUGUCAGUGCUGCUUCACAAUGUGAGAUUGGUGGCUAGAGCUCGUGCCCGUGGCAAUGAUCUCUUCAAAUCUGAGAGGUACACUGAAGCUUGCUCAGCAUAUGGGGAAGGCCUUAGGCUUGAUCCUUCAAACUCUGUUCUCUAUUGCAACAGAGCUGCGUGUUGGUUUAAGCUUGGACUGUGGGAGAGGUCUAUCAAUGACUGCAACCAAGCAUUGCACAUACAACCUAAUUAUGCAAAAGCCCUUCUUCGAAGAGCUGCCUCAAAUAGCAAGCUAGAAAGGUGGGCUGAUGCAGUGAGGGAUUAUGAGGUUCUGAAGAGGGAACUUCCAGAUGACAAUGAUGUUGCUGAAUCUCUAUUUCAUGCUCAAGUUGCGUUGAAGAAAUCACGUGGAGAAGAAGUGUACAAUAUGAAGUUUGGUGGUGAAGUGGAGGAAGUAUUGGGGCUUGAGCAAUUCAGAGCUGCAAUAUCUUUACCUGGUGUCUCGGUAGUUCAUUUCAAAUCAUCCUCUAAUUUGCACUGCAAACAAAUAUCUCCCUUUGUGGAUACCCUAUGCAGCCGCUAUCCAUCCAUAAAUUUUCUCAAGUUGGAUAUUGAAAACAACCCAGCAGUUGCAAAUGCUGAAAACGUGAGGAUUGUACCAACAUUCAAGAUAUACAAGAAUGGUAAUCGAGUGAAGGAGAUUGUUUGCCCAAGUCGUGAUAUGUUAGAACACUCAGUGAGGCAUUACAGCUUUUAAAACUCAUGGCUCCCCAUGUAUCACUAUCCUCCCGGUCUUCACAUUUCCUUCUUGCUAAGCGAAAACCCUGUUUGAUGGGAAAUCUUUACUGCCCUCCAGUCUUUCCUCCCACCAUGUAAGGAUUACCAGAUACCUAUCACAUAAACAAAAGCUACAUAAUAAUCCAUUAGCAGCCAUUGCUAGAGGAACCCAGAGAGAUAGCUUAGUUCUCCUCUAGCUGUUUAAUUUAUUCAUUCAUUCCUCAUUGCUCUCUGGUUCCAUGUUCUUCCUUCCAUCUCUUUUUGUUAUUUUUUGUAUGCUCUUUGGAACUUUUUCUUUUUACAUUUUCUUGUAGGCCAGCCUGUUGUUGUAUCCCCACUUUUAUUCACAGGAAAAAAAGAAAAAUGAGGGGCAAAAAAAAAAAAGUACAAUUGAUUAGGGAGGUUCCCUAGUUGUUUGAGAGAGAGAUUGGCAGGCUGGUAGAAGAGGAUCUUGUACAUGUAUAUACGUGAUAAAUACAGAAAGAAAUGGAAGGCCUGAGGGAGAUUGGAUGCCUGGUGGGUACUUAUGGGUUAGUGAAACAAGGAUAAAUAUGUUGUUAUUAAUAUUGUUGUUUAUUUCCUCAACCAUUUCAUUUCAUCAAUAAAAAAAAUCCCCAUUUUUUCA
Molecule: messenger RNA, 3274 nt
Organism: Hevea brasiliensis (rubber tree)
Lineage: Eukaryota; Viridiplantae; Streptophyta; Magnoliopsida; Malpighiales; Euphorbiaceae
Product: TPR repeat-containing thioredoxin TTL1
Exons: 7
Coding region: 563-2629 (688 amino acids)
Cellular component (GO): cytoplasm
Molecular function (GO): protein binding
Source: RefSeq, a predicted model, not a curated record